This is a messenger RNA of Cuculus canorus (common cuckoo), 2719 nucleotides long. RefSeq names its product tubulin gamma complex associated protein 4 (gene TUBGCP4). Lineage: Eukaryota; Metazoa; Chordata; Aves; Cuculiformes; Cuculidae. The record is from RefSeq and is a predicted model, not a curated record. The transcript is spliced from 17 exons. Gene Ontology annotation, biological process: spindle assembly; cytoplasmic microtubule organization; meiotic cell cycle. Gene Ontology annotation, molecular function: microtubule minus-end binding; gamma-tubulin binding. The coding region runs from base 54 to 2060 and encodes 668 amino acids. Gene Ontology annotation, cellular component: gamma-tubulin complex; equatorial microtubule organizing center; centrosome.
AAGCGCCCGCCCCAUGCGCUCCCAGCAGCCCCUGCGGCUCUCGGCGGGGCGCGAUGAUCCACGAACUGCUGCUGGCUCUCAGCGGGUACCCGGGCGCCGUGUUCACCUGGAGCAAGCGCGGUGGCCUGCAGGUGUCCCAAGAGCUGCCGUUCCUGCACCCCAGCGAAACGAGCGUCCUGAACCGGCUCUGCCGCCUCGGCACCGACUACAUCCGCUUCGCCGAGUUUGUGGAGCAGUACACGGGUCACGUUCAGCAGCAGGACCAUCAUCCAUCUCAGCCAAACCAGAGUGGAUUACAUGGGAUUUAUUUGCGAGCCUUCUGCACAGGUCUUGAUUCAGUGCUGCAGCCAUAUCGUCAAGCACUGCUUGACCUAGAACAAGAGUUUCUGGCCGACCCACAUCUUUCCAUCUCGCAUGUUAAUUAUUCCUUGGACCAGUUUCAGUUACUCUUCCCCUCUGUGAUGGUCAUGGUGGAACAAAUCAAAACUCAGAAGAUUCACGGAUGUCAGAUAUUGGAGACAGUCCACAAACACAGCUGUGGGGGGUUGCCUCCCGUUCGCAGUGCUCUUGAAAAGAUUCUGGCAGUGUGUCAUGGAGUCAUGUAUAAGCAGCUGUCUGCCUGGAUGCUGCAUGGACUGCUACUAGACCAGCAUGAAGAGUUCUUUAUCAAACAGGGUCCCUCUUCUGGGAACGUCUCUAGCCAACCUGAAGAAGAUGAUGAUGACCUAGGAAUUGGGGGCCUUACAGGAAAACAGCUACGAGAACUACAGGACCUGCGCUUGAUUGAGGAAGAGAACAUGUUAGCUCCAUCUCUAAAACAGUUUUCCCUGCGAGUGGAAAUGCUGCCUUCAUACAUUCCUGUGCGGGUUGCUGAGAAAAUCCUCUUUGUGGGAGAAUCUGUACAGAUGUUUGAGAAUCAAAAUGUUAAUCUGACCAGAAAAGGCUCCAUCCUGAAAAACCAGGAGGACACUUUUGCAGCAGAGCUGCAUCGACUCAAGCAGCAAUCGCUCUUUAGUUUGGUGGACUUUGAAUCUGUGGUUGACUGGAUACGGAGCACUGUUGCCGAGCACCUUUGGAAAUUGAUGGUGGAAGAAUCAGAUUUACUAGGCCAGCUGAAGAUUAUAAAAGACUUCUACCUUUUGGGAAGAGGUGAGCUGUUUCAGGCCUUCAUUGACACUGCACAGCACAUGUUAAAAACACCACCUACAGCUGUAACCGAACAUGAUGUCAACGUUGCGUUUCAGCAGUCGGCUCAUAAGGUGCUGUUAGAUGAUGACAACCUUCUUCCUCUGCUUCACUUAACCAUUGAGUAUCAUGGAAAGGAGCAUAAAGAUUCUUGUCAGACUCGUGAAGGGCCUUCCCGGGAGUUAUCUCCACGUGAAGCCCCCACGUCUGGAUGGGCAGCUCUGGGCCUUUCUUACAAAGUUCAGUGGCCACUGCACAUUCUCUUUACUCCUGCUGUUCUGGAGAAGUACAAUGUUGUGUUCAAAUACCUGCUGAGUGUGCGACGAGUCCAGGCUGAGCUACAGCACUGCUGGGCUCUCCAGAUGCAACGCAAACACCUGAAAUCUAACAGAACUGAUGCCAUCAAGUGGCGUUUGAGGGAUCACAUGGCUUUCCUUGUCGACAAUCUUCAGUAUUAUCUGCAGGUGGAUGUACUGGAAUCGCAGUUCUCACAGCUUCUGCAGCAGAUAAAUGCCACACGAGAUUUUGAGAGUAUACGACUGGCUCAUGAUCAUUUCUUAAGCAAUCUGCUGGCUCAGUCUUUCAUCCUCCUAAAACCUGUUUUCCACUGCUUAAAUGAGAUUCUGGAUCUUUGCCACAGCUUUUGUUCUCUGGUCAGUCAGAAUCUGGGCCCGUUAGAUGAACGGGGAGCUGCACAACUCAGCAUUUUGGCGAAGUUUUGGGGUUUAAGCACUAAGGCCUUUUCUUCAGGCUGUGACCAAGAGCACAUCAAGCAGAGGAGAUUGGUAUUCUCAGAGAGUUUGCACCCAACUGAAUUUUUCUUUCGUGGUGAACCACUGUUUUGGAUGGAAUUGGCAGGAAGUGCCACUUACUGAGGCCGCCCAGUGAUUACAGAAAGCUGCUCUAUUUUUUCUAAACUAGUAAAAACACACUUUCUGCAGCGCUGCAUGUACUUGUAAAUGCUUCUAGGGAGGCAGUCUGUGCCUCUUCAGAAAGUGAAAAAGCCAUGGAAAUUAUGAUUUCUUCGCUCUUCACCUGGACUGUGAUCCUUUUCAAGUAGCAGUCUAUCGUUCUUGACUAUGAAUGACCUUUUGGCUGCAUUCAGAAGUUCCGGUUGUACAGUGAACUGAUUUACAGCACACAAAGUAUCUCCAAGAAACUGAACAACUGUGAGAGCAGUUUGAGGUCAAUGGUGAGGGGAGAAGGAAUAGAUUUUAAGACUUUCUUCUCCUACGGUGCACUGUUCUAGCGUGCCUGCACAAGUAAAGGAGCUGCUAGUGAUAUCACAUGCUCUCUCUGUAAAACUUCAUACAUUUUAUGUGCUAAAAUUACACAGGUCAAGGCAGAAGCAGGAGCUUUGUCCUGUUCACAGUUCAGCCCUCCCUCUGCUGGCAGGACAGCGUGCUAGAACUAAAACUAAAGAGAAGCCUCACUGGGGGGGAGCUCUAUAUGUACUGUUUUCAUUCAGGACUAUUUAGAAUGCUACUAGUGAGGAUCCUACUGAACCAAAAUAAAUGUCUUGUCAUGCAAGUAU